CUACUUUUUAACCUGUCACGCUUCCCAUAAUCCCCAACUCGUUCCCCAUCGCCACUGCAUUUCCAACCCCGGAGCAUAGAAAAUCAUUCUCCUCCCCCGACAAACGACAUCCACUCGUCGCGAAAACGUCGUAACGUAGGAGCGGUAUUAUCGUAAUCGUCGCCAUCGUAUAAUUUUGGAUCAGUGAUCUGCGGUGCGCGUGAAUUUUCCGUCGUAACUUUACGCUUGGAAACGGCGUAGGAGACAGACACGCCACGCGACUUGAGCAGCGCAAUCAAGCAAAGAUGGCGUCGCCCGUAGCAGAUUUGGAGGCGAGCCUCAUGGCCAUGCAGGCCCUCAAACCGCCUGGAGUAUCUGGCUCAAAGAUCAAAGAGAUCACGGCGCUGUGCGUCGGAAACGUCAAGUCCGAGUCGGUCCUGAUCCAGAAGCUCUUUACGCAUUUCAAGCGUACACCCGGAACCCAUAAGCUCGGUGUUCUCUACGUCGUAGACUCUGUAACACGAAAAUGGAUGGAACAGGCCAGGCAAACAGGCCAAGCAAUCAGCAGCGCGGCCGAGGACGGCACUUUUGCCGCUGGCGUGCAUAGAGUGACCGAGUUGAUGCCCUCGUUCAUGAACGACAUUCUGGGUUCUGCUCCAGAUGAUCAAAAGGAAAAAAUACGUAAACUAGUCGACAUUUGGGAAAAGGGACAAACUUUCCCGACAGUUAUGUUGGAGGGUUGGAAGACCAAGCUGGACGCGCCAAGGGUCUCAACGACUCCUCCAGGUAGUCCACCUCCUGGGGCUUUUGCUGCCAUGAUGAAGACCUCCAGCUCAGUAGCCCCUGCUCCACCACCAGCUAUUCCUGACAUCAUGGAGACGCUGGCAAAUCUUGCUCGUCAGAAUGCAUCGGCUGCUUCAAGUAAUCCUAGUAUUGCGGCCCCAGCGGCGACAUCCGCACCCGCCCCGUAUGUUGCACCGGCGGCAGCGCCGGCCACAAGUAGCAAUUUGUUGCCUCAAGCGCUUGCCGCUGCGGCAGGUCAGGCCCAAGGUGCUCCUGGUGCCAUGCCUUUCAGCUUUCCAACCACGCAGCAGCCGCCCGUAGCUGCACCACCUGCUCUGCCCUUUCAGUUUCCUGGACAGUAUGGCGCAAUGCCGCCGGUUCCUCCGUACAUGCCACCUGCCCCUGCUGCCAGUAGUCAACAGAGCGGUUUUCCAGCGGCCCCUGUGCCACAGGCCGACCCUAAUGUUGCUGCGCAACAAGUGCUUCUGAUUCAGACGCUACUGUCCCAAGGCAUUGCACCUGAUAUGGUCACCGCUAUUGUACAGCAGCUUACAACUGGUGCUGGUCAGAACAACCCUGCUGCUCCUCCGCAAUUCCCGCCCCCAACUGGAGCCGGAGGCUAUGGUGCAGGAGCUUGGAAUGCAAACAUGAACCGGCCUUCUGAAUCACAUGAUAGAGAUCGCCCGAGGUCGCCUGGAGGAUACAGGGGACGUUCCCGUUCGCGUUCCCCGGGCCGUAAUCGCUGGGAUCAAGGCUACGGAGCUAGGCCGGAUGAUCGGGACAACGGUGGCAGGGAUAGCCACUCGGAUUAUCGUCAGCGUUCACCUCAGGGACGGACCGGAAUUUCCCGCAGGCCAUCAGAGCGUUACAUUGAGUUUGACCCUUCGCUUCCUGAAAACAACAUCAGAGUUUUGAGCAGAACACUAUUUAUUGGAGGCGUGACGUGCUCCGAAAGCGAGCUCCGUAGCAUCUUCAGCAACUUUGGCGAAGUUCAGACUUGCAUUGUCAACCGGGACAAGCGCCACGGCUUCGUGAAGAUGCUGACGCGCAAGGAUGCGGAAGCUGCCAAAGACGGCAUGAUGGAGUAUCGAAGCCCUGACCACCACCUCAGGACACGCUGGGGCGUUGGUUUUGGCCCACGAGACUGCAGCGACUAUGCCAAGGGCAUCAGUGUCAUCCCUAUUCAUAGGCUAACCGAGGCGGACAAGAAGUGGAUGCUCACAGCGCCAUUCGGCGGCACCGGUGGCAAGCCCAUCUCGACAGGCAUGGUGGUUGAGGAACCGGACAUUGAGAUCGGCGCAGGUGUUUCGUCCAAGGCCAUAAGUAGACGGAUGCAGACCGACCGGGGCGGUAUGCAUGGUCCGAGGUCUUCACAUCGCGGUGGGCGGCAGUAGUCGCCAGGUGCUGAGCACUUCUCAAUUUUCCUCCCUGUUUGAAAUUAUAUACAUAAUGGAGUGGGCCUUUCUGGUUUGGGGCGUCGGAAUCGGACAACCAAGAUUAAUACCCAGUAUUCGAAUUGAUAUUCAAUAAUUUCCUUUGAUUCUUGCGGUAUAAUUUUUGCGCGCUAAUUCUGAGAACUUGUCUACUAUUUUUAUCCCUCCUAGCGAUCCUUCAUUUUCAUAUAUUUUGCUGCCUAACCUCAAUACUGCGCC
Messenger RNA from Pyricularia oryzae 70-15, 2414 nucleotides. RefSeq lists its product as uncharacterized. Gene Ontology annotation, molecular function: RNA binding. The record is from RefSeq and is a predicted model, not a curated record. The coding region runs from base 285 to 2156 and encodes 623 amino acids. NCBI's taxonomy places the organism in Eukaryota, Fungi, Ascomycota, Sordariomycetes, Magnaporthales, Pyriculariaceae. The transcript has 5 exons. Gene Ontology annotation, cellular component: nucleus.